AUGUCCAAUGUAUAUAAGUUGCAUGAUUGCAUUAUAAAAUCACUCCAAAGCAGAGGACUUUCAAAACAAUUGAAAAUAGAAGGGGGGAAAGACCCCACUGUGACUAUAAUAUCUAUCAAGAAUUAUGACAAGAUAUUAGAAAGUGGAGUCAAAGCGCUACUAAGCAGUUUGAACAAUUUGUCAUCCGUUGAGCGGUUUUCAAAGGAGAGUAAGAAGGAGGGUAAAGUUUUCAGUGAAUUUAGGUUGGUGUUUCCCUUGUCAUCUCCAACUGAUGCAUGGCAAUCUAAUGCUACUAGGCCAUAG
Molecule: messenger RNA, 303 nt
Organism: Sphenostylis stenocarpa
Lineage: Eukaryota; Viridiplantae; Streptophyta; Magnoliopsida; Fabales; Fabaceae
Source: the annotation of a GenBank genome assembly